Bursaphelenchus xylophilus (pine wood nematode) is the source of this 9288-nucleotide messenger RNA. The record is from the annotation of a GenBank genome assembly. Lineage: Eukaryota; Metazoa; Nematoda; Chromadorea; Rhabditida; Aphelenchoididae.
AUGGGUGAGUUUUGAAAAAAAAAUUUUUAUGGAUUUUUCGGUGCCUUUCCCUCCCCUGUUCUUGCGACUCUCAAGCCAUAAACUUGUCCCAAUUUGACUCCACCAAUAAAACCAUAGCCCUUCAAAUCGUGUUUGUUUUUGACAAAACAUCUACCAGAACAUGUCUGAUGUUCUGAUCAAUGUUCCCUUCAAUUGAGUCAAAAAUACCGCUUUUUUGCGUCAUAACAAAUCGUAGGCCAACAAUUUGGGGUGCAAAAAAUUCUCACUACUCCGUGUCCAUAUGAGUACACAAAGCGGUUAUCUGGAGCAUGGACAAACACAGAGAUUGGCCUACAAAAUGUGAUAAUUCCAAAGGCCCUAUCCGGAGGUGCUGUUUGAAAGAGCGACUGGGCGAUUUACACGAAAAAAUCGCAAGGUGUGACGCAAAAAUUUCGGCGAAAUCUUUUUUCAUACAGCUGGAACGCGUUUUGUAAAAUUCAAAUUUUGGCGUAUGCUUUGCAAAAGCCAUCAUAAUUUUUCGCAUAAAUAUCGGUCUGUCUGGAAAAUAAUGCGAUUUUGUCUGGCCCAUCAUCGCUUUGCGACGGCCAGGCUGGGGAUUUAGUGCGCGAUGAGAGACAUUCUCCACACUAUUUUACCAACAGGCGGGUAUCAAGGUGGUCAUAUAAGCAUUAAAAAAGCUUUUUCUCGAAUCGCGAUUAUCAUUGCACAAAAAAAGAGUGAAUCGAAAAAUUGGCGUCGACUUUAUUUUUUUCGGCCCCGAAUUCUGAAUUCCGGUGCAUUUUUCUGUUUUUCGAAAUCAGUGCACAAAGUCUUAAGUCAGCGCCGAAGGCCUGAGUAGGCAUGGCUGCAAACCGGGCCAGCCCGACCCGGGCCCGGGCUUGGAAAAUUUGGAAAGCCCGGCCCGGUUCGGCCCGGAAAAUUUUUACACUAGGUUGGAAAGAAAGAUAGCGGGAAAUGAAAGGAAAAUUAUGGCAAAUUUUCGCGAAAUGUAAAGAAAAAUUUACCAAAACCUAGGUACAUAAAGUCACUUUACGCUCGCUAUCAACAGUGUGUUCGAAAAAAUGAAAAAUUCUAUCGAAAAAGCAUAUUUUUUCCUUUUUUCCGGGCAAAACUUAGAUUUCAAAAAAACCGGGCCGGCCCGGGCCGGGCCGGGCCUAAAAAUCGAAGCCCGGGGUCGGGCCGAGAAAUUAGUCGGCCCGGCCCGGGCCGGAAAUUUUUGCAAAGCCCGGCCCGGAGCCAUGCCUAGGCCUGAGUGCUUAAGUCAGCGCCGCAUUUCGGAAUUCGGUGCUGAAAAAAUCAAUUCGACGCUAAUUUUUCGAUUUGGGCGUCGACUUUUUUUGUGCACCGAAAAUCGCGAUUUGGGAAAGAAAUUUUUAAUAUUAAAACGCACUUCGCGAGUUGCUGAAGCAGGCUCAAAUGACCGAGAUAUGACGUAUUUAUUGAAUUUCGCAUAAUGUGAUAUAUUGUACUGAUUUAUUGCCAAAAUAUCUCAGAACUGAGUAUAUAUACGUUAUUGGCCAUGCUGAACAACUUUGUAAUUGACCCGAAGUUUGUCAGGUCACUGUAACAUACCGUAACGCCAAUGCUCAAUCAAAAAAUCUCGAUUUUCUCGAUUUUUUUCAAUAAUUUUCUCGGAAUUUUUUUUCAUUUUUGGAAUCAGCAUCAAAUUCUGCAUCGGAUAGGCUAUAUGCGCAUCUCCAGAUAGGUGUACAAAAAUGUCGUGGCGCAACCGGUAGUGGGUCGGACUACCAUUCAAAAGGUCCCGGGUUCGAGUCCGGGUGGAAGCAAAAAUGCUCAAACGCGCUGGAAAUUGUCCCAAAACAGUUGUAAUGUAUUGGAACUGUGUUAAAAAUAAAUAAUAAUUAACAUUUUCCCCUAAAAAGGCUAAAUUUUGGAUUUUACGAAAUUUUUGAAAAUCAUGAUUUUUGUGGGCCCAAAUCUGCCGAAGAAAUGAAAAUUUUUUGUUAGCGAUUUUUUUGUUUAGAAACAACACAGGCCAUAUAGAAAGACUAUUCCUCAGAAGAUUUCGCUCAAUUUUGCCCAAAACACCAAAAAGUUGCACUUUUUUGUUUUAAUCGGAGAGCCCCGCCAGAACCCAGUAAACCGAAGUAACGUCAUUCAAACGUGGAUACAAAUGUUUUGUACUAUGAGGAGUCGAAAUUUUAGCAAAUUUUACAAGAUUAAAUACUGUAACAUCAUGAAAUAUGUGAAUAUCUACAAAUUUUUGAAUGUAAAACUUUUUUGUGGAAGAUUUUCGCGGCUGUUAGAAAGCUAUUUGAAGGCAGCGCAAAAAACUGCUCUAGAAAAACUGGAAACGUUUUCGCGUAAGAACACCUGAAAAUCAUUAUCUCAAUUUUUUGUCAAAUGGCAAAAUGCGAAAACUUUUUGGUGUUUUGGGCAAAAUAGAGCGAAAUCCUCUGAGGAAUAGUCUUUCUGUGUGCCCUGCGUUGUUUCUAAACAAAAAAAUCGCUAACAAAAAAUUUUCAUUUCUUCGGCAGAUUUGGGCCCACAAAAAUCAUGAUUUUCAAAAAUUUCGUAAAAUCCAAAACUUAGCCUUUUUAGGGGAAAAUGUUAAUUAUUAUUUAUUUUUAACACAGUUCCAAUACAUUACAACUGUUUUGGGACAAUUUCCAGCGCGUUUGAGCAUUUUUUCUUCCACCCGGACUCGAACCCGGGACCUUUUGAAUGGUAGUCCGACCCACUACCGGUUGCGCCACGACAUUUUUGUACACCUAUCUGGAGAUGCGCAUAUAGCCUAUCCGAUGCAGAAUUUGAUGCUGAUUCCAAAAAUGAAAAAAAAUUCCGAGAAAAUUAUUGAAAAAAAUCGAGAAAAUCGAGAUUUUUUGAUUGAGCAUUGGCGUUACGGUAUGUUACAGUAACCUGACAAACUUCGGGUCAAUUACAAAGUUGUUCAGCAUGGCCAAUAACGUAUACUAGUCGCGACAUAAAGUCCGUAGAAUUUUUCGCGGCCCCCAAAUUCCGUCGCGCUCCGAAAUGUUGAUUUGUCGCUGCGAAAAACGGGAAUCGCGCGCGACAAGAAGGCAAAAUCAACAAAAUUGCACAGUGCAAAAUGUGUUUUCGGGUGAAUGCACAGUGCAAAAUGCUUUUUCGGGUUUAUGCACAGUGCAGAAAAUUCUACGGACUUUAUGUCGCGACUAGUAUAUACUCAGUUCUGAGAUAUUUCGGCAAUAAAUCAGUACAAUAUAUCACAUUAUGCGAAAUUCAAUAAAUACGUCAUAUCUCGGUCAUGAUGACGAAUUUUUCGAAAAAAAUUCACCAAGUUCUUUAGCAUCCUACAUGUCAUCAGUUAAGACAAAAAAAAGUGGGGGUCAAUUUCUAGGGCAGACCCCCCUUCCACAGCUCGCGAAGUGCGUUUUAAUAUCAACACAUUUCUAUGAAACUAUCUUCUGAAACGUUACGCUACACCUUUUAUCAAACGUCAACAAAAACUUUGACCAGCAAAAAUUUUAUUUCCUUGUGAGUCAUCAUACAGUUUCUUGAUUUCAAAUUUUCCGACAUUUCCGCACAAAGCACGUAGAAGACCUUACAAGGGAAGUCACUUAAAUCACGGAUCGAUUUUGUAAAACGACUGUUACAGCGAUAGGGAGGGUAGGAAGGAGAUAUCAAAUCUGAAAACCGCUACCUCCACCGGCCUCUGGGAGCCGAGAUAAUCGACCAAAAAGUUUGCCCAAAUUCCUCCGAACAUUUAUUCCUUCCGAAAGAAGAAAAGGCAGCGAACCGAAUGGUCCGGUGGUCUGGAAGCGCGCUUCCGGGCCUUCACCUUUUCAGGUUCGAAUCCGCACGGGUCUCGAACUUGCGAAAAAUUUAUGUUGCUGUGAUCCAGUAAAUUUACUAGCAAUUUAUUUUAUAUUUUAUGCUUAUUUUACGGUAAAUUUUCAACCUUGAAAAUCCAAAUCGUUUGGAACUCGCAUUCACAUUAUUACCCUGAAUUUAACCGUAAAAUACGCAAAAAAUCAAAAAUUUUACCUUACCGGUAAAUUUACUGGAUUACAUGAAAAGUUUAAUAAAUUAUUUGACCCAUGCGGAUUCGAACCUGAAAAGGUCAAGGCCCGGAAGCGCGCUUCCAGACCACCGGACUAUUCGGUUCUCUCCCCUACUUCUUUCGGAAGAGAGGACUAUUCGGAGCAACUUUUUUAGGUCAAACCUUUUUGGUCGAUUAUCUCGGCUCCCAGAGGCCGGUGGAGGUAGCGGUUUUCAGAUUUAAUAUCUCCGUCCUACCCUCCCCAUCGCUGUAACAGUCGUUUUUAAAAAUCGAUCCGUGACUUAAGUGACUUCCCUUGUUAGACCGUGAGCUGAUUUUAGAUCCUAGACUACAACAACAAGAGCGUGGCAGGCUGGACAAAUAUAGCAGCUUUCUAUAUUAGCCAAAGCUCUAAAAUUUGCAAUUUUUUUGCCAUUGAGCAGUUGUAUUCUCACAGGGGAGGUACAUCAAGUGCGACGCUCAGAUUUUUUAAAAUUUUUACAUACACGCCGGGCAUAGACUAGAUACCAAUUCCUGAAAGUUUUAGCUCGCGCUUUGCAGGCGCAGCCGAAAUAUUGAACGAUCUUUGCUGCUGAGAGAGUACGUUAAACGCGGAGAGUGGGCAGAGAGAAAAACGCUUUUUGGCUAUAACUUUGGCAGUUUCGUGCGGAAAAAAUUGAUUUUUUGUAGAAACAUUACCCUUUACGGUAGAAAUAGGUAUGAAACUUUUCGUGCCAAAAUUCGGCAAAAAGUCUCAUAUUUUCGCUAACUUUCGAUCUAAAAAUCUCGGUUGUUUCUGCAAAGCGCGAGCUGGGAUUCUCGCAUACAUUUUCGAAAAAAUUAUUCUAAAUCUGUGCCAAGUUUCGUCAAAAUCUGAACUUUCAAGAAUGUAAUCCUAAUCGUGUGUUGAUUGCAGAUUUUAUUGAACUGAUGCGCAAACACGCCUCCAACCAUAUUUAUUCUCCAAUUGCGCACCAAACGAGGAUGGGUCUGCGAAAGAUUUCGAUUUUCAAUAUCAUUUUGUUCCUCUGUCUACUUAUUCUCCUGUUUUACUAUGUGAAAUACGAUUGUUUGACGCUGAAUGAGACGAAUUUUGUUGGGAUCAAAAAGUUUUUGACGGGAAAUGGAAAUGAAAAAAGCAGUAAAGGUAAGGAAAAAAGUUGGAGGAGUAAUUUACCGCGGAGGUGCUCGGACGUUGACCCUGAUAUUUUAAUGAAACUAAGGAUGAAAUUUAGCCAUUUUUUGCAAGUCAUAUCAGGAAUUUUCUAACUUGCGUUCAGAGAUUGCCACGGUCAAAAUUUUGGCUCCGGCUCCGGCUCUUUGCUCCCAGAGCUAGAGCCGAGGCCAAAUUUGCAGCUCCGGCUCCCGGCUCCCAUACAAAAAUUUAAAAAAAAAAUAUUUCUCCAAAAAUAAAAGCUAUUACUGUAUAUUAGUUCCCGAGAUCAUACACCCAACGUUUUUGAAGCCAAGUCGUACGCAACACAUCCUUCACAGUAUUUUUCAAGCAAUUUGGUUUAACAAGAUCACAAAAUUUUUUCUUUUCUGAACGUUGAGAAGCCUGGCUGCGACUUUGGGCUCGGGAGCCGGAGCCGCUCAGAGCCGGAGCCAAGAGCCGGCUCAAGAGCCGGCUCCUGCGCAGAGAUGGCAAUCUCCGCGCAGGGAUGCCGCCAAAAAAAUUUGUUCGCCGAGUCAUAAUUUUCAAGAAAUCGAACGCAAGCAUGUAUUCGAAACUUGAAUUUAUUUCUCGCUCUUCGAGCAUUUUCCUUGUCAGAUCAAUCAAUUUUGUUCUUAAUUUCCAUAUUUAUCAAUUUCAGGCCUAAACAAGGGUUGUCGUCUGCCAAAAGUGGAUCCCUGGAACGCGGAAGUCCUUCAGUUCUUCGACCCCAAAUCGGAUAUCUCCGCUUCGGAAAGCUGUAAGGUGAAAUACGACGAAAGAAGUAAAUUGAUCAAUGGAACUUUGGUGAUGCUUAGUCAGGACGGAGAGGAAUGUAAAUACAGGUGACUCCAAACUAAUGAUUAUAUUGCUGUUUUAGAUGUUCCAUUCCAGUUUCAGACCGAAAGGUCAAUUUUACUGAAUGGACGAAGAUCAGUGGGAUUGGCGAGGAUCACACGGACUGUGAGGUCGCUGAAGUCAAAUGCGAAAUUGCUGGGAAUAUUAGUUAUCACUUUUCACACACGCAAAUUGUUGAAAAGCAAGUUUUUGACAGACAAUAUUAUACAUCUAGUACUUGAGGCUCGACGCUUCAAUUUUUUUUCAAAUUUUGGAUGCUUACUGUAAACGGGUUCAGUAGGGCAAUAAUCAAAAAAAAUUAGUCAUUCACAUUGUCAAUACACGCGAUAAGGGACACCUAUGGUUACUGUUUCACGGCUCUGCUGCAACAUCAUGUUUCAUGUGCACAGCUAGCCCGACACUUAUAAAAAACUAUUUUAGACGUCCCUAAAGAUAUUGGGGCUACGACUUUUUGGUUUAGUGACAAUUCGGGUUAACGAUGCCUUCGUCAUUGUAUGCAUGGGGGAAGCUGGGUUAAGGCAGAGUUAGUAGAAAUAAUAACACCGAUCGGGUCCUACGAACGCGUACGUCUAUGUAAAAUACACUCAAAAUAGAUGUAUUUUGAGUUAUUUUACAUACUCACAUCAUUAAUAUCUACGAUCUUCAUUUUUUGCCGCAAAUUUUGGUCUUUUAUUUAUAUGUUAAAGUAACUCAUCGUCAAGAAAACGUACGUUAGUAAUAGCUAAAAUUAGGAAAAUUUUACGCUUCUAUUAUUCAGCCCAUCGUAAAUUUCAGACCUUCCAAGGGAAUAAAAUUCGAUGCAAAAUCAAGAGACGUCUACGUACUUGUCCUCGAUUCCAUCAGCUCAAACCAAUUUAUGCGAACAUUGUCAGGGAGCAAGAAGUACCUUGAAGAAGAGUUUGGAUCAAUCCACUUCCCAUACUUGAACCGAGUCGCCGAAGGCUCGAAACAAAAUGCUUACGCAUUCCUGUUGGACCAGCGACCCUUGGACAUGCCGGAAACUCCGUGGAGCCCAUUCAAAGGCGGCGGAAGAGACGCGGAGCUUUGCAAUCUGCGCAUCACACGGGACAACUUCAGCUAUGUGGGCUGGGACUUUGAGGAUAGAGGAUACAGGACGAUGAUUGAUCUGGACUCACGAUAUGGCUUGUUUGAUUACGGGAGUUGCUAUGGAUUCGAUCACAUGCCAGCUGACCAUUAUAUGAAGUAAGCGUUAUGGGUAAGCGUUAUGCAGGAAGCAGAGUCGCUGUAGGCAAACAAAAUGCAAUUUUUUGCAGUAUUUAGAAAUUUCACUUCGUAAGGAUUCUCUUUAUUUCAGCGGUUUUUACAACCUCUUUUACCAUUACCCAUGGGAAGAUUUGUUUGCAAAUGUGUAUGAGAAAGUCUGCAAAGAGCCGCAUCACUAUCUGUUCGAGAAUAUGCGGCAAUUUUCGGACGCUUACAAAGGCCAACCCAAGUUUUCAAUCACCUGGUUUGUCAGCCUGGCUCAUGACUCGCUCAACGGCGUGUUUCAUGCCGACAAACACUUCAAGCUGUUCUUUAUGAGCAUGCGAGAAAAGGUAGGUCUAAAAAUGAUGAUUGAAACUUGACCGGCCUUGCCGGCGCCACGAAUUUUCGGGUUAGCGAUUUAGUUAGUAAAAAUAAUAAGAUUGAACGAGUCCUAGGAUAACUUGAAAUCUAUUCUGACGUAUUUUACAUGUAUAAUUCUGGAUUAAAGUUACGGAUCUUUGUUUUUUGCCGCAAAUUUUAAUCUUUUACAUGUUACAUUAACUCAGGUUAAAGAAAACUAACGUUAGUAAUAGCUAAAAUUAGAAAAAAUGCACAUAUAUGCUAAAAAUCUUCGCCAAAUUUCCGCCGAGCCUUCGCCGAGCGUCCGCCGACCAUCCAACGGCUUUACCAGGCCUCGAAGGCACUUCCUGCAGCCUUCUUUGUUGGGAAACCAUGAAACACUUGACAUUACGUUCUCAUCAGCGCAAAUUCAAUUUUCAGUUCAACGACUCAUACGUAAUUGUAAUGGGCGAUCAUGGCCUGCGAUUUGGCGGGAUUUUGGGGACAAAUACGGGAAAAAUCGACUCAAGUAAUCCGACUUUUAUGAUCUCACUGCCUCAAGAUAUGAGGAAGAACGAAGACUUGGUAAAUCAGCUCAAACAAAAUACAAAGCAUCUGCUCUCUCAGCAUGAUGUUUACGCAACUCUUGCGGAAAUUGCGCAGGUAUGUUGAGCGUUUCUUUGUCCGUUUCUAAGGGUUGGGAGAUCCAUGAUGAGUCAACUCCAGAAUAAUCACAAAUGGACGGCUUCAACGCCAUUUUCAACGACUAAAUUCGAACCCACCGACCGCGAACUGAAAGGAUCUUCAAUAUUACAUCCACUGCCCACUCCCAGAGACUGUAGCACCCUUUACAUUCCGUUCAAUCACUGUAUAUGUCAGCAUAAAGAAGUCGCGGUCCAAAAUCAAUCAUUGGCCAUAGAGGCCGGCCAAAAAGUGGUGGAGAUUAUGAAUAACAAUAUUACAAACUCAAAUUACUCGAGCAAUUGCUCCGUGCUGACGUUGGGCAAGGAGUUGUUGUUGGAACUGAGUGAAUUUGAUCCGGAUGAAGAGGGAGAAAAAGUUUACUUGAUCAAAUUUGCAGUUGUUCCGAGUGGAGGAAAGUAUCAGGCUUACUUUGGGGUAAGUAAGGCAGGGUGUCUAUUUUUUGGGCCAUAGAUACCUAGCUGCCAGUAACUUUUUAUUAUCUCGGUCCCACAAGAUAAUAAAAAACUGCCGUUUCAAAAGUAUGACGCAUUACACGUGCAGAGUAAAAUUUCCCGCAAAUAACGAUUUUCCAGGGACCAAGUUGGUCAUCUUUGAAGCUUCAUAAAACCGCUGCGUCUAGCCUCAACACACGAAACGUAUAUCAAUAGAUAGCGUUUUCAAAGUUCUUUCAGCGGAUCUCAACAGAAAUUUUAAAACCUUACUGCAACCUGCAAAAAAUGCAAAACAGAAAAACGGCAGAGUCAUACUUCUAGACCUAAUAAAUACAGUGGCGGACCUGAUCCAUUGGCCAAAAACGUGCCAUUUUGCAUCCGGGAAGUAUCAAAAAUGUGGCAAAAUGCUUCCGUCUCCAAGUGAAAAAACUCAGAUUUCCACUGUAUAGCCGCUUUUUCAGAUUGAAAACAACAAAAUCAAGUUGUACAACAACUUCUUCCCCCGUAUGGACAGCUACGACAAACAAGCCAAAUGCAUUCCGCCAGGGCCUCUGAAAGAGUACUGCUUCUGCCAUGAGUUGUUCACCGUCAACGGGACGCUCAUUAAAUUUUAG